This is a messenger RNA of Oikopleura dioica, 564 nucleotides long. The record is from the annotation of a GenBank genome assembly. Lineage: Eukaryota; Metazoa; Chordata; Appendicularia; Copelata; Oikopleuridae.
AUGUCCACAACAGUCGACGUCUCUGGGGACAUUGACGCGCCACUUAUUCCCGAAAAGAAAGAGACUACCAUGGCUUCCUGGAGUAACAUCGCGCUUACUGGCAAUCUCAGGGAUGUCGUCAAUGCUCAGCGCGAGAAAAUAAGACCUUGGAGUGAAUUCGCUGAACAGAAGGAGUUCUUUGCACCAGCUGGGCUGCAGGAGUGGACUAAACGGGCUCUUAAGAAUGUCUCCCACUACCAGUCAAACUACAUCAUCGUUUUCCUUGUUCUCAUGACUUAUUGUAUUCUUACAUCACCACUUCUUCUUAUCGCCUUGGCUGUCUCUGGAAUCGGAAGCUACACUGUAUCGAAGCAUGAAGGUCAAAACCUCCAAAUAGCCGGCAAAGAGGUCCCAAGCAAAUACAGAUACGCUCUUGUCGGAGUUAUUUCCGCUCCCUUGUUGUUUAUCGCUGGUGCUGGAGCUGCCCUCUUCUGGACUCUAGGUGCCACAGCUACCAUCAUUGGUGGGCAUGCCACUUUCCGCAAAGCUCCAGAGACUCCAGAUCCAUUCGCUCAAGAAGUUUGA